This is a messenger RNA of Brienomyrus brachyistius, 2963 nucleotides long. RefSeq names its product dual specificity protein phosphatase 6-like. The transcript has 3 exons. The coding region runs from base 524 to 1675 and encodes 383 amino acids. Gene Ontology annotation, cellular component: cytoplasm; cytosol. Lineage: Eukaryota; Metazoa; Chordata; Actinopteri; Osteoglossiformes; Mormyridae. The record is from RefSeq and is a predicted model, not a curated record. Gene Ontology annotation, molecular function: MAP kinase tyrosine/serine/threonine phosphatase activity; protein tyrosine/threonine phosphatase activity. Gene Ontology annotation, biological process: positive regulation of apoptotic process; protein dephosphorylation; negative regulation of ERK1 and ERK2 cascade.
CUUCAUGUUUGUAUCCAUUCAGGAGCUCGCCGCCGCUGAGAGCGCAGUAACGGGGACGAACCGCCGUCUGGAAAGGAUCUUUAUUCAAGUAAAUGGAUUUGGGGGAGCGACCGUGAUUCAUCGAGAUACGAGCAGCAUUUGAAACAGUAUAUCGUGCGAAAGGAGCCCCUUGGGAUUUUAGCUACGAGGCGCUGCGAUGGUAUGAUUCGGAGGCGCGGCUGCGUUCAGUGACUCAUUGAUAAAUAUACAGGCGAUGCGUGCGGCCGCAUGAAUGAGGCGCCGAGAAGCGUCCACACUCCGCUAUCCCUGCAUAACCGGAUAGGUUCGACGCAAAAACAUAAAAGUAGUCAUUUUAUAGGCGUUUCUCUAAAUUAUCCGCAUCGUAUUUUUGCGAGGACUUUUUGCCUUUGGUUACCUUGAAGCUUAGUUUCAGGGGGGAAAAAGGUCUACAUCUAAAAUACAGGUCCUAUUAAGGCCGCGUGGAAAUAAUAUUUCUUAAGCCUUGAAACUAGGCUUUCUACUAAUGCUAGAUACGGUCAGACCCGUGCAUUUGGAUUCGGUGAUGGCGAUCAGCAAGACAGCGGAGUGGUUGAAGGAGCAGCUGGAGACGCGCAGCGGCCGCCUGCUGCUCAUGGACUGCCGCACGCAAGAGCUCUACGACUCCUCGCAUGUGGAGACGGCGAUCAACGUCGCCAUCCCGAGCCUCAUGCUGCGGAGGCUGAAGAACGGGAGCCUGCCGAUCAAGUCGCUCCUGGCCAGCGGCGAGGACCGUGAGAAAUUUGCGCGCAGGUGCAAGACUGAUACGGUGAUCCUGUACGACGAGUACAGCCGGGACUGGAACGAGAACAUGGACCGGGGCUCGGUGCUGGGGCUGCUGCUGCGGCGGAUGAAGGACGAGGGGUGCAAAGCCUUUUACCUAGAAGGGGGUUUCAGCAAAUUUCAAGCCGAGUUCCCAGGCUUGUGUGAGACCAACUUGGACAGCCCCUCAUCCAGCAGUUCGCCCACAGCCCAGGUCCUGGGUCUGGGAGGCCUGCGGAUCAGCUCCGACUCCUCAGACAUCGAGUCCGACGUCGACCGCGACCCAAACAGUGCAACCGAUUCUGACGGCAGCCCUCUGUGUAACGCCCAGCCCUCGUUCCCGGUGGAGAUCCUGCCUCACCUGUACCUGGGCUGCGCUAAGGAUUCCACCAACCUGGACAUUCUGGAAGAGUACGGCAUCAAGUACAUCCUGAACGUGACUCCGAAUCUCCCCAACCUGUUUGAGAAUGCCGGGGAAUUUAAGUACAAGCAGAUUCCGAUAUCGGAUCACUGGAGCCAGAAUCUGUCACAGUUCUUCCCAGAAGCCAUCAGCUUCAUCGACGAGGCCCGCGGCCGGAAAUGCGGAGUGCUGGUCCACUGCCUGGCCGGGAUCAGCAGGUCCGUUACCGUCACCGUGGCCUACCUGAUGCAGAAGCUCAACCUGACCAUGAACGACGCUUACGACAUCGUCAAGAUGAAGAAGUCCAACAUUUCGCCCAACUUCAACUUCAUGGGCCAGCUGCUGGACUUUGAGCGGACCUUGGGCAUCAGCAGCCCCUGCGACAAUGACCUGCCCCCUCCCAGCUCCCAGCCGCUCUACUUCAGCACCCCCACCAACCACAACGUCUUUCAGCUGGACCCCCUGGAGUCUACGUGAGAGCCUGCAUUCCUCUAGCCAGGAGGUGACCACUCAUGGAGGGGGGAAAAAAGUUUGUCUCCUGUCAAGUGAGCUUAACACGAUUGACGCAGUUGGCUUGAGGUGACAGCUGUGCUCCACAGAGAGGGGUGUGUGUGUGUGCUCUGGCUGACACACAGCAGCUGUUAUGAGCGAGGAAGCAAACAAGGAAGGAAACCUUUCUCUUUCUCCUGGACUCUGAUUUUAUUUGUCCAAAAGUUGGGAAAUCAUGUGACUGGUCAUGUGUCAGGUGACCGCAAAGGCUGAUGUUUAUGGGUUCCGAUGUGUGUGUUUUAACUAGCACUUGCACCUGCAGACGUUGUCGACGAGGGUGUAGAUAUCUCGUCUUCUGUGAAGACUUGCCCGGGUGGGCGGGCGGGUGGGUCCCCCCCAGAUCCUAAGGGCGUACUACUUGAUACUCCAUUUUAUUCGUGCGGAGUAGUUUGAAACAUUUAUACAUGUGUAUACAUUUAAUAUAAGACUCUACAGUAAAGAUUUGCUCUUCUCAUAAACCGGCCAAUGAAAAUAAGGGCCUACAGUGUUUCUUUAUGUAAUCCUACGUAUAGGUUGACGUUCUUGUUUUGAUAAACCAAAAAAUGUUUAGAUUUUGCAGAUUUCAAAUGUGUAUAUUUGUAAUAUAUUUUCUCUUUGCUCGAUGUAUGGAUUUGCCGGUCGGCUCCUUCCCCUGCCCUCCGUGAGGAGGGGUGGGCCACUUCUUUUCACCCGUCUGUACGUCCAGGCAGUAGCUCUGCACUGGCCCUUAUCAGCCUGUCUGUCACCACCAAGUUGGGCAAAUACAGCCCAAACCAGUGGAAAAUUACAACAGGAAAAAAUAGGUCAUUGUGUUCAAAUCCAUACAUUGACAAGGCUUGCUAGUUAAAGUGGUAGCUUAAGUUUAAUUUGUGCAUGCAGAUGUAAUGCGAUUUAAGGGCACUACAUAAAUGCACUGAGGGGUUUUCAUUGGAUUUGAGGGGGGGGGCUCCUUUUCCCAGGGACCUCUGGGGGAGAAAAAGCAGCUUACUUUGAAUCAGAGCUGUGGACUGAUUGGAUCAGUGACAAUCUGAGGACUAGACUCUGUCUUCUCUUCAGGGCUGUUUUUGCCAAAUGCAUGUUUGAUGUCAGAGAAGUUGACCGGUUUGAGGGUCAGUGUAUCCCUGAAGGGGGCGCUGUCCUGCCACCCCACUGUCACUUAGAUGCUGGUGUGAGCAGGCGUGGUCUUCAAGUGUAAAGGAGGUUUAAGUUAUUAAUAAAUUGCUAUUUUGUCUAUUGA